GCGGCUCGCGGUGUCUGCCCCGGCGGUGCCUGCCUGCCUUCCUUCUUCCCUUCCUUCUCCUCUCCUCUCCCGCGGGCGAGCAUGGCGACGGACUCCUGGGCGCUGGCGGUGGACGAGCAGGAAGCGGCCGCGGAGUCGUUGAGCACCUUGCAUCUGAAGGAGGAGAAAGUCAAGCCAGACUCCAAUGGGGCUGUUGUCAAGGCAGAUGACAAUGCAGAGAAGACUGAAGAGGAGGAAAAAGAGGACAGAGCAGCCCAGUCGUUGCUAAACAAGUUAAUCCGCAGCAACCUGGUGGACAACACCAACCAAGUGGAGGUCCUGCAGCGGGAUCCGACGUCGCCCCUCUACUCCGUGAAGUCUUUUGAGGAGCUGCGGCUGAAGCCGCAACUAUUGCAGGGAGUGUAUGCCUUGGGUUUCAACAGGCCCUCCAAGAUCCAAGAGACGGCGUUGCCCAUGAUGCUUGCCGAGCCUCCGCAGAACCUGAUUGCACAGUCCCAGUCCGGUACUGGUAAGACGGCGGCUUUUGUCUUGGCUAUGCUCAGCAGAGUGGAACCUGAUAACAAAUAUCCGCAGUGCCUGUGCCUUUCCCCGACUUAUGAACUGGCCCUUCAGACGGGGAAGGUGAUUGAACAGAUGGGCAGGUUUUAUCCGGAACUGAAGCUCGCCUACGCGGUUCGAGGCAACAAACUGGAGCGUGGCCAGAAAAUCGCGGAGCAGAUCGUCAUUGGCACUCCGGGCACCGUCCUGGACUGGUGCUCCAAGCUCAAGUUCAUCGACCCGAAGAAGAUCAGGGUCUUCGUCUUGGACGAGGCGGACGUCAUGAUAGCCACCCAAGGGCACCAGGACCAGAGCAUCCGUAUCCAGAGGAUGCUUCCCAAGGACUGCCAAAUGCUGCUCUUCUCAGCCACCUUUGAAGACUCCGUGUGGAAGUUUGCCCAGAAGGUGGUUCCGGAUCCCAACAUCAUCAAGUUGAAACGGGAGGAGGAGACGCUGGACACCAUCAAGCAGUACUACGUCUUGUGCAACAGCCGGGAGGAGAAGUUCCAUGCGCUCUGCAACAUCUACGGCGCCAUCACAAUCGCGCAAGCCAUGAUCUUUUGCCAUACUCGCAAGACGGCUGGCUGGCUAGCGGGGGAGCUCUCGAAGGAAGGCCACCAGGUGGCGCUCUUGAGCGGCGAGAUGAUGGUGGAGCAGCGAGCCGCCGUGAUCGAUCGCUUCCGAGAGGGCAAGGAGAAAGUUUUGGUGACCACGAACGUCUGCGCCCGAGGGAUUGAUGUGGAGCAAGUGUCUGUUGUCAUCAACUUUGAUCUGCCGGUCGAUAAAGACGGGAAUCCGGAUAACGAAACGUACCUUCAUCGCAUCGGCCGCACGGGGCGCUUUGGCAAGAGGGGCCUGGCCAUUAACAUGGUGGACAGCAAGCACAGUAUGAACAUCCUCAACAGGAUCCAGGAACAUUUCAAUAAGAAGAUUCAUAAAUUGGAUACAGACGAUUUGGAUGAAAUUGAGAAAAUAGCUAACUGAAAUUACAGCUGCCGGAAUUGGUGCGCACACCCUCCCAUGGUAGCUCUCCCACCUCAAUUGGAUCAGCAUCCUGACUGGCACGGAUCUUAGCCAGUCACACGCAAAGGGACGUCUUUAAAGAUAACGAAUACACGGAAAUUACCUCAUCUUUCAAACAAAAAUGCGGCUGGACUUGAUUUAGGGGGGUGGUGUGCAAACUCUGGGGAAAGAAGAAAUGUUUACAAUAACUUUUAACUUCUUUUUUUUUUUUAGUUUAGCCUUAAAAUGAGGCGAUCUCUUAAAUUCUAAAGAUGAUGCCAAAAACAUAGCCAAUUGAUUAGGAGGGAUACAUGCCCAUUUUUAUCUCUGAGAGUAACUUCGUAAACAUGCCCAAGCAGUAUAUUAGUUCAACAACCAAGUAAAUAUAUCUAUAUAUCCAAGUUAGUUUACAUGAGAUUUUCCCUUAGAGCUCUCAAUUUUCUAGACUUUUGUAGAUUGCCCUGCUAUUUCCUUAAGUUUGCUCUUUGGUAAGCUGAACAAUCAAUUGAUUUCUUACGUUUCCCUCCCCCCCCCCCCCAAGCAACGAGCUUUGGGAACUACUAUUUUGGACAGAGUUUUGAAAUCCUCAGCCUCCUCGCAGGACUAUCCAGUCACUGGAGGUGGGUGAGUGGGGAACUGCAGCUGUUAAAACUGCGCAGUUAAGGUCCCUGCAGAGCAGACGUUGCAUUUUAAAGAAGGCGGUAGUAGAACGUGCCCGGCGUGAUACAAUGAAUAUAGGAUGCACUUCAACUCUGCCAUACCAAAUAGGCAUGGAGAAGGGAUUAUGAAUAAUCCAAUUCGUCUGAGAAAUACAUUUCCAAUUUGCACAGUUUCAAGGUGUACCUCCAGUUUUCUGAUUCAGAAAGAAAAGUGCUGUAACUCACUUCCACCAAGCUGCUGCCCCUGCAAAAUCCUGCAAAGGCACUGAAUUAAACACAACUAUUUCCCUCUCUCACUGCAACACAACACAACGAGACCCAGCAGAUGGCAGUGAAAAGCCGGGGUGGGGGAAUUGAAGAGUUCAGGAAGGAAAGGAGGGUGAAAAAGAUGAUGCAGUGAAAGGUUCCUUUUAAGAAUACAGGUAUUAAUUCACCUCUGAGCAUGAUUGCCUUGAAGGGGAUAAGGUUUUAUUGGGUUUUGUGUUAGAUGGCGAAAGUCCCUGUUUUUGAUAAUGGCGCAAGUCUGCACAGUCCACCAGGUAUGGCUAUGGUGCGUCCCAGCAAAGAAUGUAGCGCACACAGGAUUCUAGCUUGGUGGCCUGCAUCUGAUGCUCUUUUAUGGGGUUGCCUGCUAUUUGUCCAAUCAGUUGCUGCAAAGUGUGUAGGUGUUUUGAUCUGGGGACUAAAACAAAAUCAGACCUAGGAUUGCGAUGACCAAAAAAUAUCCUUCAGCAGGGUCAUAACCGUGUGUGCUUGUUGGCUUCAGUUACGGGAGACCAUCUGCUUCCAUUGUGCCUGACAAUUGAGACUCAUCCCAGCAUUUUUCUUUGCAUUUGGGUUUUCCAAUUCCGCUAUAGCGACGUUAGCUGCACAGCCAGGGUUUGGGAAACUUCACCUGCUAUAUAUAUAUAUAUAUAUAUAUUUUCUGGGCAAAGUAGAACUUAACGUGUUUUUACUCGCAAUAGAUAGAAAAUUAGAACAGGCAGUAACACAGCUCACUGGCCUCCUACUUGGUACAGGAAUCUCUUCUAAACUAAUAAUAAUAAUAAAAAGUAAAUUCUGUAUUUCUUUUCUUUUUUUAACUUUGGCUGUUAACUGUUCUGUUCAGUGACAGAAAUUGGAUUCUUUUACCAAGUAAAACGAAAAGCAAAACACACAAUCUCAUUUUUAAAAUGUACCUAAAUUUUUAGGAAGUUUGCGUGCAGGCCUCUUACCCAUUUGUGUAACUGGCUUCGGGGGGUGGGGAGGGGGCAGGUUUAAAAAAAAAUACAUAAAUAAAUCCACAAAUUUUGUAUGCCAGGGCAUAUCUAUUUUUAUUCCACUGGAAGUGGCAGGUGAAUGUGUGUGCUCUGUGUGCGUGGGGUGGGGUGGGGGGGCAGAGGGCCUCGGACCGCCUCCUUUGGUACCGCUGUAUGACAAUGUGAGAGCAGUGUGCUGGCACUGAAUGGUUGUAGGUAUUGCUGGGCCGGUGUGCUCUUUCUGAUGUACUUUUCAGUUGGAAUAAAGAACACAAAAGACUCACAA
Elgaria multicarinata webbii is the source of this 3722-nucleotide messenger RNA. Its product is annotated as ATP-dependent RNA helicase DDX19B. The record is from RefSeq and is a predicted model, not a curated record. Gene Ontology annotation, molecular function: ATP binding; RNA binding; RNA helicase activity. NCBI's taxonomy places the organism in Eukaryota, Metazoa, Chordata, Lepidosauria, Squamata, Anguidae. Gene Ontology annotation, biological process: poly(A)+ mRNA export from nucleus. The transcript is spliced from 12 exons. The coding region runs from base 82 to 1521 and encodes 479 amino acids. Gene Ontology annotation, cellular component: nucleus; cytoplasmic stress granule.